Molecule: messenger RNA, 1271 nt
Organism: Folsomia candida
Lineage: Eukaryota; Metazoa; Arthropoda; Collembola; Entomobryomorpha; Isotomidae
Exons: 4
Coding region: 471-866 (131 amino acids)
Source: RefSeq, a predicted model, not a curated record
AGAUUUAACUAUGUUGCUAGAUCCUCCUCAACUUUAUGUAUGUAUCACUUUUUAAAAUUCCGUUAAAAAGUAGAAAUCCUGCUUAUAGCGUAAACACAACUGUGCCUUGGUCGAGUUCAAGGAUAUCUACAGUACAAUCCUGCCCCACUAACAACCUGUCUCGGACUUAGAUAUUUAUUCAUUAAAGAGAUGACUGGAUCGACGCCACUUUUUAGGGAGAAGAAACUCGCCCACUAAAUAUGUCCGAUGGCUUACUUGUGAACAUUUUGCAACACAAACAAGAAAUAAAUUUACUUGUUUUUUUUUCUACCUCUGGGUCACCCAUGAAUAGGUGCUUUUUAGCGAGACCGACCUCAGAAAGCGUCAGCCUCCUGUCACGGCUACAUCUUAAGGGAAACCCCUCUUCAAUUUAUUUCUGUUGCAGGUCAAGGUCACUCGGUCGGGUGACACACUCCUCCCACUAAAUCAAAAUGCUGCGUCGUAUCGCUCUCGCAUUCCUCUUUCUCGCCGUGGUGAGGGCGGAAGAGGUGAAGCCUCUUGCUCAAGAUGAAGUUACCCGUGGGGGUGGGGGCGGCGGCGAUGGAUGGUCGCAACAAUACCACUACAGCGCCCACCCAGGCGAAGGUGGCACCUACGCCGGCCUCUCGUUCGAUCUGAGCACCGGACUUUUCCUGGGGAUCGGAGCCAUCAUUCUCCUCCUCGCCUUUGCCGCGGUCUGUUAUCCAGCUUUAAGCAAGGGUGGUGGUGGUGGGGACGGAUGGGGAAGUAGUUACCCAUCUUACAGAUCCCUUAACAUGGCCAGCGUGUCGGAAAAGGUGCUCAACGCUGUAGAGAAGGCGUACGACCUUUACAACAAAAACCAAUAAUUGAUUGGACUAAAUCCAAACCCACACCUUGUAUUUCUUUUUUUCUCCACUUCUUCAAGUUCAAGCCGGUUGGAAAUUUUGUCACGUGGUGGGGGGAACCAACCUACAUGACAUAUGCGGUACUGGGACAACUUUUACGAAAUGACGGUUAAAAUUUUAUGACUUUUACAAAAACAUGGACCUCCUUCAACCACCAGACUGACUUAGGGGACAUUUAGACUAACGAUGAUGACACCAUGUCUCAAAACCAUGACGGACGACGCAUUAUAUGUACGUGACGACUCCUCAAGACAAGAUUAUCUACGACUUGGAAAUAAAUUAAAGAUGACAACUAUGGGACAUUUUACUAACAAGACGUAACAUUAUGACGAUACUGAUCCCCAUCCCCCCCCCCACCAUGGAUAA